Molecule: messenger RNA, 366 nt
Organism: Entrophospora sp. SA101
Lineage: Eukaryota; Fungi; Glomeromycota; Glomeromycetes; Entrophosporales; Entrophosporaceae
Source: the annotation of a GenBank genome assembly
AUGGCUAAAAAUGAUAAAGAAUCUUUGUUGCAGAAGUUUGCACAGGUAUGGAUAGAUAUAGGUAAAGGAGGCAUCACCUUAUUUGAGCAAUAUGCAUUACUGGUUAUCCAUAUUUUUGUUAGUGAACUUACAAGUAAAAGAAAUGUCAUCUCACAUUCUUUGACCACAGAAGCCAUGUGGAGCACAAUAAUGAGUUUUGUAACGGAGAAAGCUGUGUUUACAAUGGGACAUAAAGGGGAUGGAGCAGGACUGUCAAAUGAUGGACAUGAAUGCUUUGUUUUGGAAAUAUCUUAUGAAGAUUUUUAUAAGUUGCUUCAAGAAAUGAGAGACAUGUUUAUGCUUCUAAGAAAGAAAAGCAUGAAUUAG